AUGGCCGAAUCCCACAAAGGCUCAGCCGCAGGCGAGCAAGAGCAGUUGUCUCGCGACCUCACAACUUGCACAGUCGCCCCCGAGAACCCCAUCCAAAUCAAUCAGAUCCAGCACCGCCUUCACCUCCUCACAACCUGGUUUGGCAGCUUCGAAAAGGCCAAAAAUGCACUCGCAGGCAAGACGGUCGUCGAAAUCGGGUGUGGGCAAGGCGACAUGACCGUCGCGCUCGCCUACAUGGUCUCCGGCGCGGGAUCACAACCGGCGGCGGAAGGCAAAGUCCUCGCCAUUGAUCCCGCUCCACUUGACUACGGAGGCCCGUACACGCUUGGGCAAUCGCAGGGCGCCCUGACUGCUUCUCGCCUGGGCCCGUACAUCGAAUGGAUCGCCAAGGAUCCCGUGGACGUUUUGUCGAGUUUUGCCCAAAAGCCGGAUUACAUUGUCCUCGCGCACUGCCUCUUCUACCUCCCGUCUGCAGACUAUCUAUCUACUCUCUUACGAAGCUGUAAAGCCGCCGCAGCACGAGGGACGAAACUACUGCUCGCGGAAUGGGGCAUGCGAGCCUCGCACGAAGCGGCCGAAGCGCACGUUCUCGCCGUCAAGGUGCAGAUCGAGUCGCCCAAAGCAGGCGGCAACGUGCGAACGGUGUUGGAGCCGGAAGCACUCAAGACUUGCCUCAAGGGUGCAGAUUGGCGAUUGGAGAGGGAAGACUGGAUCGACAGUCCUGAGAAGAUGGACGACGGGAAGUGGGAGGUGGUGAUGACGCGGAAGCAGUUUGCUGAGAAGUCGCCCGGGGGCAUCAUUGGGGAUUAUCUCAAGAAGAUGGAGGAGGCAGCAGAGCGGGCUUCGGGCGUUCUUCGCUCUAUGGACGUCUGGACUAGUGUUUCUGUAGUUUGA
Molecule: messenger RNA, 894 nt
Organism: Neohortaea acidophila
Lineage: Eukaryota; Fungi; Ascomycota; Dothideomycetes; Mycosphaerellales; Teratosphaeriaceae
Exons: 1
Coding region: 1-894 (297 amino acids)
Source: RefSeq, a predicted model, not a curated record